AUGAAAUCUAUUAUAAGUUUUUUAUUUUUCAUUGUUAUCAUUGGAAUAGCUACUGAAACUAUAACAGCUCAAUACUAUGGCGGUUAUGGAGGAGGAUAUGGUGGAGGAUAUGGUGGAUACCCUUAUUAUGGAGGCUACAGUGGUUAUGGAUAUCCAGGAUAUGGAUAUGGAGGAUAUGGUUACCGUAGACACUCAUUUGGACACAUGUUCAGACCAUUUUUUGGUGGAUAUUAUGGAUAA
Strongyloides ratti is the source of this 240-nucleotide messenger RNA. RefSeq lists its product as hypothetical. The record is from RefSeq and is a predicted model, not a curated record. NCBI's taxonomy places the organism in Eukaryota, Metazoa, Nematoda, Chromadorea, Rhabditida, Strongyloididae. Bases 1 to 240 code for a protein of 79 amino acids. The transcript has a single exon.